GGGGGGAUUUACUGGACGACUUUAAAGGUUAAAGGUUUAAAGGGUGCCUGUAACUUUGGGAAUCUGAGACUUUAUUUCUACAUUAAUGACAUUUGAACAAAAAUAGCAUCAAAGAAAAGUUUUUGGGGUUUUUUUUUGUACCUGCUGAGACGACUUGAGGAUGCCGAAUUCAACCAUCAACUUCUACACCCGGUCGCAGUCCUUUAGCUUCUCUGAUAUUAUUGUCAUUGCAACUUAUUUUCUCCUGAACCUAGCUGUGGGUAUAUGGUCAUCAUGCAGGGUGAGCAGGAACACUCUGAGUGGAUAUUUCUUGGCUGGAAGGGACAUGGCCUGGUGGCCGAUUGGCUCGUCUCUUUUUGCCAGCUCAGAGGGCUCGGGUCUGUUCAUCGGCCUGGCGGGGACUGGGGCCGCUGGUGGCAUUGCUGUCGCCGGGUUUGAAUGGAACGCAACCUAUGCGCUGCUGGCGCUCGCUUGGAUCUUUGUGCCUGUCUACAUCUCCUCAGGGAUUGUCACAAUGCCGGAGUAUCUGGGGCGCCGUUUUGGAGGAGAGAGGAUCCGAACUUACCUGGCUGUACUCUCACUCCUGCUGUCGAUCUUCACUAAAAUAUCGACUGACUUGUAUUCUGGAGCCCUGUUUGUCCAGGUCUGCCUGGGCUGGAACCUCUACCUGUCCACUGUCCUCAUGCUGGUGGUCACUGCGCUCUACACCAUUGCAGGUGGACUGGCUGCUGUCAUCUACACAGACACUUUACAGACGUUUAUUAUGAUCAUCGGUGCAAUCAUCCUGACAAUUACUGCUUUCAACAAGAUCGGUGGCUACAGCAACCUGGAGCAGGUUUACAGCAUAGCGAUACCCAGUAAAAUUAUCCCUAACAGUACCUGCCACCUGCCACGUGCUGAUGCCAUGCACCUGUUCAGAGACGCCGUCACCGGAGACCUGCCCUGGCCUGGCAUGACUCUGGGGCUCACCAUAAUUGCCACCUGGUAUUGGUGCACAGAUCAGGUCAUUGUACAACGGUCCUUGUCAGCUAAGAACAUGAGUCACGUCAAAGGAGCUUCAAUCUUUGCCGCCUAUCUGAAGUUGCUGCCCUUCAUCUUCAUCAUCCUUCCGGGCAUGAUUAGCCGAGCCCUCUAUCCAGACACUGUCGGAUGUGUGGAUCCAGAGGAGUGUGUGCGGGUGUGUGGAGCUGAGGUUGGAUGUUCCAACAUUGCCUUCCCCAAACUGGUCAUUGAGCUGAUGCCAAGUGGCUUGAGGGGGCUUAUGAUAGCUGUGAUGAUGGCAGCUUUGAUGUCGUCACUGACCUCCAUCUUCAACAGCAGCUCCACACUCUUUACAAUGGACAUCUGGAAAAAACACCGGCCAAGAGCCUCUGAGAGGGAGCUGCUGUUGGUCGGCAGAAUUGUAACAGUGAUCCUGGUGAUGGUGAGUGUGGUGUGGAUCCCCAUCCUGCAAUCAGCCAAUAGUGGCCAGCUCUACGUCUACAUCCAAUCAGUGACGAGUUACCUGGCCCCUCCGGUCACAGCCGUCUUCACUCUGGCAGUCUUUUGGAAGAGGACCAAUGAGCAAGGUGCAUUCUGGGGCUUGAUGGUUGGUUUGGUGGUAGGUGUGUGCAGGAUGGUGUUGGAGUUCGCCUUCCCUCCUCCCAGAUGUGGCGUUGUGGACUCAGCUCCCAUGGUGUUGCGCAGCGUUCACUACCUCCACUUCGCCAUUCUGCUCUGCGGACUCACUGCUAUCGUGGUAGCAGUUGUGUCACUUCUCACACCGCCGCCUAGCCACGAACAGGUGCGUAACCUGACCUGGUGGACAAUAACUGAGGAGCCAGAAGGAGAGAUUCCCCUCCAGAAAGUCUCUGCCGUCCACCACCGUAACACACAUGCAGGAGGAAGGGGAUCUGAGCAGAGCCAUCGUGGGAUGUGUGGACAGGGGGCGGCAUUGUGCAUCUCAGCUAUUCGGUGCUCAGAACAGGCUCCCACUGCCAGAGUUCCCACCAUCCGUGAGAGCGUGUUCUGGUCCAGGUUCUGUUGUGGCAACGCUCUCCUCUUGAUCAGCAUUAAUAUUUUCCUGUAUGCUUACUUUGCCUGAAUUGGGGUUUUAAUGCCGCACCACACUAUAGCUCCAGCAGAACACUUGCUGCAAUUUAAAGAAAGCUGGAUGAGGUUAUUUACAAUAUUUUUUUUGUUUUGUUUAGGAUUUCAGUUGUUAGAUGCCAGGCUGCUACAGCACAGUGUUAAAAAUUAAACCAACUCAGUCCCUUUAUUGUGUGCUUGGAGCCAACCAGACUUUUUCUAUAAACCUUCAUUGGUCUUGAUCCCCUGUUCCCUUCAAUUUCCUAAGUUUCCAGUUCUAUACUUGUCUCUAACUUCCAAAGAAGAUUAUUUAAGUGCAACAAUAAGAAGACAAGUGGAAGAUAAAGGUUGUCUGCAGCUAAUGAACUGUUGUUGAAAGUUAUGUAUCUAACAAGCAUUAAAUAAAUCCAGCAGAGGCCUGUGGAAAAAGAUAACUACUUGAUCUGACUUUACAAGAUAAAAGGACAAACUGGGUCACUUUUGCAAAGCAAAAAUUAAAAGUUAUAGGAUUUGUUCACAAUAUGAUAGUUUUAUUUAAUUAGAUAAUUUACUUUGAUUUCAAUGCCUAUUU
This is a messenger RNA of Cyprinodon variegatus (sheepshead minnow), 2638 nucleotides long. It is a transcript of the gene slc5a10, whose product is annotated as solute carrier family 5 (sodium/sugar cotransporter), member 10. Gene Ontology annotation, cellular component: plasma membrane. The transcript is spliced from 15 exons. Gene Ontology annotation, biological process: transmembrane transport. Bases 161 to 2083 code for a protein of 640 amino acids. Gene Ontology annotation, molecular function: D-glucose:sodium symporter activity. Lineage: Eukaryota; Metazoa; Chordata; Actinopteri; Cyprinodontiformes; Cyprinodontidae. The record is from RefSeq and is a predicted model, not a curated record.